This is a messenger RNA of Phymastichus coffea, 3510 nucleotides long. RefSeq names its product ankyrin-1-like. NCBI's taxonomy places the organism in Eukaryota, Metazoa, Arthropoda, Insecta, Hymenoptera, Eulophidae. Gene Ontology annotation, molecular function: protein binding. The record is from RefSeq and is a predicted model, not a curated record. The coding region runs from base 241 to 1530 and encodes 429 amino acids. The transcript is spliced from 5 exons.
GACAAAGUUUCGUAUCUUCAGAGAGGGUGGGGGAGUCAGGCCAAAAACCGCUUGAUCAGGGGGCACAAUGGUUGAUUUCGGUUCAGUUGAGCAACGAACCAUAUCGUAAAAGGUGGGGCUCCUUCGACGUUUAAACUUGAAUGCAGUUGACAUUGCAUUAUAUUUUCACUCGCAUCAUUGGCUCUCGAUACUUAAUCCUCGUCCUUUUCAUCAGCUCGUAAACAGCUAGAUCUGGCCAACAUGUCUACCGAAAAUCUCAUUAAGGCCAUGCGUAACAACGACGUUGAGCAAUUCCGCGCCAUUCUGUCCGAAAAGUCCAGAUCACACGAACUUCAAACUUUGGACUACGAGAGGCUGCUGCACAAGGCUUUGAAGCUUGGGUGUAGACGAAUUGCCAAUAUACUCCUUGACGAAAAUCACGUGGUGGCCAACGCCAACAGAAACAUCACCGACGCUUUGCUACACAUGGCCGUGAAGAAAUACGGACGUAUGAAUCAGUGGAUCAACCUGAUCGUGAAGAUGAUAGAAAAAUUACACCCUAGAUUGUCGUAUCAAGACGAGAAUGGAAACACCGUGGUGCACGUCGCGUUUCAGACUUUUGCUAAUGACAGAUUAAUAGAUUUGCUGCUGAAGGCCUAUGUCGAGGAGACGGUUCAGAAUAUUAUCAACGGAAGCGGCUUGACUGUCAUGCAUAUCGCCUGCACAAGAGGCGAUCUCGAUGCCGUUACCAAACUCCGUGGCGACGUCGACGUGAACGCUCAGGUCUUUCACGACUCCGAAACAUUAGAAGCUGGUAACUCCGCUCUUCAUUUUGCCGUUGAAUACAAAAAAUUAGAUAUUGCAGAGUUCCUUUUGAAAGAUAAAGCGAACGUGAACGUACAAAAUAUUCAUGGCUCGACUCCCCUGCACGUGGCGUGCGAUCAACGAGACGUUAGUAUGGUUGAUCUUCUCCAUUCUUAUGACCAGAUUAAUAGGAACGUCAGGAAUCAGGUUGGUCUCACGCACUUCAUGACAGCCUGCAUGGCUACCGAUUCUGCGGUUGCAAAGAAAUACAUACUUAUGGCUGAGGUGCUGGACGAGAUGUCACCGGCCCCCUUGAUUAACCAUAAAGUAACGAUUCGGGACACCUACCCGUACAGCGGCUACAGCCCAUUACACUUCGCUGUUGCAUACGGGCGCACCGAAACGGUCAAGUUGCUCUUAGAGCACGGAGCUGACUGCAGUGCUGUUGCCGAUCAUGGGGUUACGCCUCUUGAUCUUGCUGAGGAACACGAUCAUACAGAGAUCUGUUCGAUUUUGACAGAGCAUAUACGGACGGUUCGGGCAAAACUUGAUGUUAAAGAGGCAGAAAAAAAGAAAUCCUUGCCUUCCACUAGUCAAUCCGAAGCAAGUACUAGUGCUACUGUUUCUCAAGAGCCCCAACCAAGCACAAGCGGUAGUGCACCGCAAGCCAGUAUUCCGCGCGAGAGAAUACCGGGUACCGACUAUUACGUUACUGGCCAUAACCCUUUUUCGUGCUCCGUAUCUUAGUUUGCUUUGAUAAAAUUCUAUUCGUUUAAUAUGCUGACUUUUAUUUUAAUUUUAAUUUUACAUGUUUCGCGUAAAAUCAUGGAAAUGAUCGACUAAUCAAGUAUUCGUUUAGACAAUUGUCUCAGUUUUUAAUGAGGUUCGGCUCGUGUAUCAAAACGUUAUGUUAAUAUUAAUAGAACUCACGGUAAGUCCAUGUGUUUAAAUUUAAACGUUUAAUAUGAUGUCAGCCAUAAGAAAUACAUUGUACACCAAUUUUAAACACAUAGGAUUUUACCGUGAUUAUUAUAUGUGUUAUGUGCACGUCAUAUUUAGUGUGAAACUAUACGUCUCAUUUUUAAUUAAAUCAUGUUCAACGAUUUUUAUUAAUACUCGUUAAUGGUUAACGAUUACAGGUAUAAAUAGAGUCUUCAAAUAAUAUCGAUUUAUUUGCAACUUUUGAAUCAAUUUCUUUGUGAGUAUUGCUAGUUUUCAAUCAUGUAUGUAUGUCAUAUAUACUAUGGUAACGAUGUUGGUAUAAUUUUAUGUAUUAUAACCAGAAAUUAAUUUUUAUGUAAGAUUCGUUUGGACAUGUGAUUAUUUUUAGAUUGAUUAAACUAUGAUUUUAUCAACGUUAUUUUCUUUAUUCUCCAGUUAUUUUACAUAGUAUAACAAUAGCUACUUCCCUUGAGUAUACGUCAUUUAUGAUAAUCAACAUUUAUAACAAUAAAACGCGCAUCACAAUUACAGGAGCUUAUUGCUCGGAAGGAUUCUUAAUGUUACUGAUAAACAGACUACUCUCCUUUCUUCGAUAAUUAUAGGCAUUAAACCUCAUUGAAUUGUAAAAUAUAGCUGAUUUAAUUUUUCACAGCUGGUUUAUAAAAAUUAUCCGAAAAUAUGUUCAACUACAUUGCGGCAUGAUGAAACUUAGAUUCAACUAAAUUGUACGUUAUAAAUUUAUGCCACUUGGAGAUGAGAAUAAUUAUUAAGAAUUUAUAAGCGAUACCUCAAUAAAUACAUUACAACUUAAUGAUAAAAUUUAAGAUUGAUUUUUUCGUUGAAUAACAGUAGAAAAUUCAGAGAGUAUAAGAGUUCAAAACGAAAACUAAAAUUUCAGUUCGCCUACAGUCGACUAUGUGUGUAACCUUAAUUGGGCAGCGAUGAGUCAUAAAUAGACAGUAUAAGCGUUCUUUUCUAUUUGUAAUCACAACGGAGAUAGUAGAUGCCUAUACUCCUAUAUCUAUCUUCGUGGGACAUCGUUUGACUAGUUCUAUAUUGUUCUGUUACCAUGCGAAAGGUAGAUAAUCAGAGUGCGACAUUGGUACAGCAAUUAAUAAUUUGCUUGUGAUAAAGAAGCCAUUUAAUUAUACGUAUGUGGAGUCAUUAUAAUCGUUGUUCUUAAUAAACACGCUUCCACAUUAUUUUUCACACUUACUGUCCCUCGAAACACACUUAUCUUUUAAAAAGUCACGCGCCAAAUACUUAUUGUACACAUAGCGAUAUGCCUCUAUCUUCCCUUCUUUUCCGGUCGCUAGUCGCGCGGAUAACCGAAAAAUCAUAAAUAAGAGCUGCGCUUGAACGUAUCAGUGUGCCUCUAGACGUCGAAAGUAAAGGAAAUCUUGAAUAACGGAAAAUGAAGCUGCUUGUAGUUUUUUUGUUGCUCAUUGCUGUCACCUUGAGUACUGCUAAUUUUAUUUCAAACAUCUUGCCGGAAAAAUGUAACGGUCCCCAAAGCGUUCUGUGCUCCAUCAAAUGUCUGUCGAACAAUCACGUUUGUCUGAAAUCUAGCGAGAGUUUAGGCUACACGUGCACGUGCUUGUAACAACAACGGCACACUCAUCCGGUCAGCAUCAGAAUAAUCGAUUCUCAUCCAACAGACGACUAAACGGCAGUUUCAAGCCCAUCGACGAUUACUAUUUUUCCACCCAGAUUUCAAAGUAUCAUUAUGACAUAUUGUAUGAAUAAAAUGUAUGAAUAAACAGUAAAAUUUAAUUUAUAAACUUA